Molecule: messenger RNA, 423 nt
Organism: Lactuca saligna
Lineage: Eukaryota; Viridiplantae; Streptophyta; Magnoliopsida; Asterales; Asteraceae
Source: the annotation of a GenBank genome assembly
AUGAAAUUCGUGCGUCAAAUUUGUGAAGAUAUAUAUUUGCGAUAUGAGUCACGUGUUAUGAGUCAAGCAAGUAAUGAUGAUAUUACUACUAAGCCCACUUCUAGUCGAGAUGCAGCUCUCGCAAGUGACAUGGACUCAUUAGAUGCUUUCUUUUCAUGGAAUUCUGAAAAUGAAUUAGAAAGGUACUUAGAGGAAGGCACUUUACCCCAGAUUCACGAGUUUGAUUUGUUAGGUUGGUGGAAGUUAAAUGGGGUUAAGUAUCCUACAUUGUGUUUGAUUGCAAAAGACAUAUUAGCCAUUCUUAUCUCCACUGUUGCUUCAGAGUCUUCUUUUUCUACAAGUGGUAGAAUCGCUAGUCCACAUAGGAGUACACUUCUUCCGUCAACAAUUGAAGCUAUCAUAUGCACUCAAAAUUGGCUAUGA